Molecule: messenger RNA, 3171 nt
Organism: Effrenium voratum
Lineage: Eukaryota; Dinophyceae; Suessiales; Symbiodiniaceae
Source: the annotation of a GenBank genome assembly
AUGCAGCCAUGGCCUAAGCGCUUGCCAGGGACUGGUCGGCCGGUCAGGGUGCCGACAGGUGAAGCCUUGCCAUCCGCGUCUUCUGCGGCAGUCCAGCGGGCCACUGUGCGCGCAGAAGCGACAGCCAAGAGCCGCAGCAGAAAGAGAAAGGCCGCUGCGGCGGCGCCAGACAGUUCAAAGUCGCAGGCGACGAAGAGGGUACGUUCGAGUUUUGGCGCUCGAGAUGCUGCUCUCGAUGUCGGUGCGGUGGCGCAAAGGCUCGCAGCGGGCCGCUCAAGCCGCAACUACGUGCUUCUACUCCAGACCUCUUUGCUCAGUGCGAUCUCGACGGAGCAGUUGACUUCUCUGCCUGCCGUCCGUGGUUUGACAGCAACAUGGCAAGGGCAGGAUGUCCUGGUGCUGGAUUCUUUCAUGGUGCGGGGUUGCCCAAGGAAUGAUGUGGCCAUUCUUCGUCUUGCGGCCGCUGGGCAGUGGGUGCUCGGAGAUGUCGUAACGUGUAGGUCAGCAGAGUUGUCCAGUGUGCGCUUGCAGCACGAGGUUGUAGAGGUGGCGCGGGGCCGCGUGGUCGUGAAAGAGUUCUGCGAUGCUGCCGAUCCUGCCCAAGCAGUGCACCGCGCCAGGGCCAAGGCCGCUGAGGCUGCGUCUGUUUCUGAAAGCAGGACGCUUAGCUGGAUGUCAGCGCAGCCGCAGCCGCUCGCUCGAAGAUCGCUGAAGCCAGCAGCUGCAGAGCUGCAUGAAAAACGCUUUCCGGGUCACCGGGUGCUGCCUCGCGCAGACCGUCAGCGCUUUGAGUUUACACUAGAUGUGCCUUGCCCCCAAAUUUGGGAUAUGACCCCGUGGCGGUGCCGCAGCUGCGACUCCGAGACUUGGCAGGUGACACCUGCCGACAUGGAUGCCGAGUGCUCUCGUUUGGGCCUAGGCGCAGUGAUUCGCUGCGAGGAUACUAGGCACGGCAAGGUGUCUGCCUCUCCCUUGCUUCUGUUUUGGCUGCUCUUCAUGUUGUACAGCAACUUGAAUUUGCAUGCAGUGCGAAGGAAGCUACUGGAUCUGUAUUCAGCCUCCGUGCUGCAUGCCGCCCAGAUGACUCCGUCCCUUUCAGAAGCAGCGCAACUACGUUGGAUUUUGAUGUGCGUCCCAGACCACCAUGCCAUUAAGGAUAUAUUGCUGAAGUGCUUUGAAGGUUACGUGCAAAAGAGAGUGGAUCUCAUGCAGGAGCGGCAGUGUGUCUACAAUGGGCAACUGAUCCGUGGAGACGGUAACUAUGAUCUUGCGAAGGCUGUUGUCUCUAUGGUUGAUGGUAAGAGGACCCACAGGUACUCCGUUGCUUUGGGCUGGUGCGGGGUCGAUGGCAGCUUGUUGGCGCCGGUGUCCUUGGCUGAAGCGGAGUCCUGGCCCUGCGUUGAGGCGUCCUUGGGCCCGCUGUUAAGGAAGAUCAAGCGCGCCCGGCUGCAGGCCGGAUUCAGCUUACAAGAGUCUUUGCCGUGCUUCCAUGCCACGGACUCGUCUCACAAGCAUCGGCAAAAGCUUUGCAAGCUCUACGGCCGUGUGUGGCAGGAUCUGCGGGUAGAGGGACGAGCGCCCACCCGCUGCAAAGAUGCUUAUGGUAAGAUUGCCGUUGCUUCCGAGGAUGGUAGCCUUGCUAGGUGGCUGUUUCGUGUCACGGGGGAGCCCAUGCACGAUUUGUUUGCUCUGCGCCGCAUUGCGUCCCCAGCCGCGAACGAUUGCCGGUGCUUUCUGAAGGACCACGAAAGUUUGAUUCUGAGGCUCAACGCUCCUCCUCGCCCUAGUCAGGCGGCAUCUGGCGCCACGGCCGCAGACUUGGCCGUCACGCACGCAGCUCAGGAGUUAUUGCGCGCGUGUGUGAAAGAAUCGGCGGCAAAAGUGGCAGAGGCGGUGGCGAGUGCACCUGCAGAAGCGCAGGAGCUGCGUGCGCUGCUUGCUUGCGAGAACGGUCAGGACCACGAGGUUUGGCCCGCCCUUUUCAAAGCCGCUCCUCCGCAUGGCGUGCUUGCGCGCGCAGCGAGGCUGCUGGGGGCAACGCUGCCGGCCAAGCAUGGGUACUACAAUUAUCAGAGCAAGGAAGACUUUCUCGAUGAGGUUCGGCGCAUGGAAGCGUGGUAUCGGGAACCUAGGAGGGACGCUAGACGAAGACGUGGCAUUGAUCGAAGGCAAGUUCCAUCCGCGGAAGUGAAAGGGAGAGCGAAAGUGUGGACUGCAAAGGUUGCAGCUCAUUAUUCGCGCCUCCGCGCGCCUGUCAGGCUGCAAGGCCUCAUGCGCUGGCGGGAAGCUGCUUUAGCGCUGCACGCAGCAGGCAUUGAGUCGCACUCUGGGACAAUCCCUGUUGAGCGGCUGUGGGCGAACAUCGGCAGGUUCAUUCCAAAGGAAGCAACGAACAUCAGUGAGGCUUGGUGGUCUUUCCUAUCCAACCUGGCAUUCUUGCGAUUCAAUUACCGCCACUUCCACAAACAUGGAUUGCCCGGCUGGGCCCGGGAAGACACGCUGGUGCACGAACAGGUAGAAGGCGUCAUGAAGUUGGCGGAGGCAGUCUUGUUCGGAGGCGAGGAGUCGUUGGCCGUGGAGCUGGGCGCUUGGGCAACUAGCAUGGGCUGCGGUCAGCCAAGUCUAGCGUCUUCAGGGCAAGAUGAUGUGGAGGCGGAAGCCGCGAGCACGCCAGACUUGUACUGCCGAGUGCUAAAGCCAAUGUGGUGCCGCGCCUUGGCGAGCGGAGAAAAGAUGUUUGAGGCCCAGAGCUACAGGGAGAAAAAAGGCAACGCCAUGAAAUUCGCCAAAGCUGGAGUGUGGGUUUUGUUUGGAGAAAGCGGCUCGGAGCAAGUGGCUGGGGCUGCUGUGCUGGCAGGCCCAGCAAUGCGAAAUAUCAAGCUCGCCGAGAUCCAGGGCCGUGUGGGCUCUUUGCCUCAGCACUUGCAGGCCCCUUUCUCCGAGUACAUAGCAGGGGCAGUUAAGGUUGAUUUGGUUGACGUGCAGAUCGUCUAUGACCUGAGGCCUCUAUCUUUGAGCUGGGGGCAAGUAGCCGCCAUGUUGAAAUGCAAAGUGUCCCGCAACAUCGGUUUCACCAGAGUGAGAUGCCAGGAUGAAGCAGCUUGGCAGCGGUUCCGCGAACUCGUGGCAGACGAGAGGGUCCCGAUUCGGGAGGGCCCGCCGCGCGCGUAA